AUGCAAAUAGAUGGUUUUUUAAUGGAGGCUAAAAAGAGAUUUGAUCAAAACAAAAAAUAGCAGACGGAUCAUUAUGUUGAUGCAUUAUUAGAAAUGACCAAACAAAGAGAUGAAUAUCUUAAACGAAAUAUUCAACUUGAAAUUAUAGUGAAUGAACUCAAUGAAUAAAUUGAAAAAUUAAAACGUUAAACAUCAAUUAUUCCAUCCGCCAGUUAAUAAUAAUUUAGCAGUCCUCUAACUGCAAGUGAGGAAGUGAUAUAAUAUGAGAAUUAAGUAAAUCAUCGUAAAAAAUCAUCCAUUUAUUCAAUGAAUACUUAAGAUUCAAUAAUAAAUGAUGAAGACAAAGAAGAUCAAUUGAUGACAUUUCUACAUUAACUUGAUGAAUAAUAAGCCAAUUAGUUGUAUAGUUUAUUCAGCAGCUUAAACACUGAUCUCGAUUCAAAAAUCAACAAGAAUGAACCAUUAUAUCAGAACCUAAUCUCAAAUACGAAUCAGCACAAAUUAGUAGAACAACCAAGUUCAUUCAGUUUUUCAUAAAAAUGGAAUGACAAGGAAAAUCAUUAUUUCUGA
Messenger RNA from Paramecium tetraurelia, 570 nucleotides. RefSeq lists its product as uncharacterized. The record is from RefSeq and is a predicted model, not a curated record. NCBI's taxonomy places the organism in Eukaryota, Ciliophora, Oligohymenophorea, Peniculida, Parameciidae. The transcript has a single exon.